Messenger RNA from Phytomonas sp. EM1, 1439 nucleotides. NCBI's taxonomy places the organism in Eukaryota, Euglenozoa, Kinetoplastea, Trypanosomatida, Trypanosomatidae. The record is from the annotation of a GenBank genome assembly.
AGUUUAUUUUUGUUAAUAAUAUUAAGUUGAAAUAAUGAUAAAUACAGGAACUUCUUUUAAGGAUAGGUUUAACCAGCAGCAACUUCGUCAUAUCUAUUCUGAGUAUGAUACACAUGCUGUUUCUCUUGCGCUUGUCAUUGUAUCAGUAUUAUGUAUUCCAUUUGGGGUCACCAUUAUAGUAGCUAGCGAUUCGAUCAGGGAGGUUACCUUUCGCUAUGAUAAUCUAAACAGUUACACUUACGUAGAAGGUCCCGAAGGAACCUACCCAGUUACCUUCGAGUUUGAUGGGAAAAAAUACUCUACAGGAGCGAUCGCUAGGUUGGAUUUUUCUCUAAAGAAGACUAUGUCUGCCCCAAUUAUGGUCCAGUAUGGUCUUAAAAAUUUUAAUCAAAAUUAUCUAAAGUAUGUAAAAUCAUUGGAUCAUAAUCAACUUCAAGGUGGAAGAAAUGCUAUCAUUAGCAGUUGCAACCCCCUUCGUUAUCCAGGAGAAUUACGUAACGAAAGUGUUGAUGGGUAUUAUAGCCCCUGCGGUGCAAUUGCUUGGAGUCUAUUUAAUGAUACUAUCUCUAUUUAUAAAACUCCAAAAGAUCUUAUAUGUGACGGAGGAGCGUUUGAUGAACGUGGAACCAGUCUUCUCGAAUCAAACAAAUGCAUUAAAAAAGGUGUAGCACUCCGUAGUGAAGUCAAAAUUCGACACAACACCCCUAACAAUACGAAUAACGCUGGCCCUAUGUGGACGGCCAAAGGGAAUAAAUCAUCAAGUAAUCCUUUCCUAAGGCAUGGGUACUAUUUUGGCGAAGCUGGACAUAAAAUUCCUUGGAUUACAGAUGAGGAUUUUGUUGUCUGGUCUAAUGUAGCUUAUUUGCCUGAUUUUUAUAACAAUUAUCGCAUUCUUAAAAGUGAUUUGAAAGCUGGUGACUAUUAUUUUGAGAUAAUAGAACAAUACGAUGUGGCAUCGUUUUCAGGCCAAAAAUACGUAAAAUUGUUGUCGUACAAUUGGUUGGGUCAGAAGCAAUACAUUUUAGGCAUUUUUUUGCUAUUUGUCGGAUGCAUUUUGUUUGUGGAUUCAGUCGCUGUGUUAGUCUCAAGAUAUUUUAUUCAUAAAUAAAGUAGCCAUUUCUGCAUAUUUCUUUCUACUUAAAUUGAAAUCUGUUACUAUUUUCUGAUAUUCAGUAUCAUAUAUCUAAAUUUUCGACAUCUAGUAUUUUUAUCAUUUCACUAUUUUUUUUGCUCGAAAUUUUUAUGUGCCUACUAUUAAAACAAUAGAAACCAAUCUGAAAGUAAAUUGAGGGCCUUCAUGUAAAAGAUUGUCGACCUGUGCCAAUCAUGUUUAUGAAGGUUACUCUUGGUUUUGUUGCUCUUUGUAUUAUCAAAUCGAAGAGGUUAAACUAAUUUCAUGAUAAAGAUUUGACUUAGUCUUUUUUUUCUAAAAAAAAUGU